CCCGCCCUCGCAGCCGGGCAGCCACCGCGGGCGAAGGCGUCUGUUAGCAGCGGCGAGCUGUUGGCGAAGGAGCGUGUGGUGCCGCUGCUGCAGCUGCGAGAGAGACGCCGGCCAUGGGGAGAGUGCAAGGAGGGAUGCGCUGCGUCAAGUUCCUGCUCUUCAUCUUCAACUUCAUCUUCUGGUUGGCAGGCUCAGCUGUCGUCGCAUUUGGGCUAUGGCUGCGGUUUGGAAACGUAUUAAGAGAUUUAGCGACUGACAAGACCUCUCCGGAAUACAUUUACAUGGGACUCUAUGUGCUAAUAGGAGCAGGCGUGCUGAUGAUGACCGUGGGGUUUUUUGGGUGCUGUGGAGCUGCGCGAGAAUCUCAGUGCCUGCUUGGAGCAUUCUUUACCUGUUUGCUGGUGAUUUUUGCUGCUGAAGUCACGGCAGGAGUUUUUGCUUUUCUUGGCAAGAAAGCGGCUGUUGAAGAGGUCCAGCACAUCUAUGAGGAAGCUUACGAAGACUUUGUGAAUAAUGUGGGGACAAGCAACAAAACCCUUAUCCAGUACCAUGAAGCACUUCAGUGCUGUGGGAGAGGAGGAAACGAUGCUGCAGUGAAGCCCACCUGUCCAAAAGACAUUGAACAGCCCAGAAGUUGUCUGACUGAAAUCGAGACUCUCAUUGACACAAAUCUUCGUUUAGUUGGCAUUGUUGGGAUUGGAAUUGCUGGGAUCACAAUCUUUGGCAUGGUCUUCAGCAUGGUCCUCUGCUGCGCAAUCCGGAACACAAGAGACAUGCUCUAGAACUCUUGCUUCGUAGCAUUAUCUUCAUCCUAGGGACCAGAGACCGGAGGACUUCUGGAUGAAUCUGCAAGUGCACUUGUCCGCUCAGCUUAACAACUGUAACCAUUUUAAUUAGUGGCGUUAACCAACUGACAGAGAGAGAGAAUGAGAGGUAGAUGUUUGGUGAGCGUGAGAGUUUUACAAUGUUUGCAUUUAAAUUAAGACGAGGAAAUCUGAAGCAAACAAAUAGGAUGGGCAUAACAAUGUCUUCUUCAAUGCAGUGGCAGCAUUAGAAACGAAAAUUUAUUUGAAACAUGACUUUGCACAUGUGUGCAGGUGAUCAGUGCCUAUAUCUCCAUGUUCAAGUACAUGUGUGUUUGUUUGUAGGCACACAGAUGCAUGUGGUGCAGCUGCACAGAUAUCUGUAUAUAUGGUACUCCAUAUGAUUGUAUGUAUGUUUCGUGGGUGUCUGUAUUUUUGCAUGCACAUUCCUGCAGUAUAUAUACACUUGGGUGCAUACCCAGGCUAAAGCCCUUUCCAAGUGGCCUCCUCAUUGCUGAUAAGCCAUCUCGUUUUUAUCCAACAGUGUCCAAAGGUGACUACAUUUAACCAAUUGGAUUGGAAGUAAAUGAUACACGAUUGGCUCUGUUCCUGGACAUCUCACCUUGGAGAGUUUCGGUAGCUUUCUUUGUCACAUGCAGAAUUGUCUUUAAUCCCUGAAGGCUCCAUGGGGAACACUCUGACCUGCACAAAAGAAAGUAGAGGCUUUUCUUAAAAGAUGGCAGCAUCCAGUCAAAUCAAUUAAUAAGUGUAAAAUGGAAUUAACUGGGAACGAGGGAACUUUUUGCGAGACCUGUGCAGCAAUGUUUUUGAAAAGGACCUCUCUCUUUUUUCCUUUUCCAAAACUCAGGUUGUCCUUGAUGGGGAGCUUAACCUUGUUCUAUAUACACUGGGCUUCCUGAUUGUUGCUGUUUUCUCUAAUAAACACCACUUUGUGCCUUUUGAUUUAAUUAUUUUUAGUAUCCGCAAAAGGAAAGGUCCUUUCUGCACAAUUGAAAAGCUGUGCUCCCAAUUACAUUGGGUACCUAGCAUCAUAAUCACACAAGUUUCUUUAAUGUUUAUAUCACACCUUCCAACUUUUGGCUAUAAAAACUGUGCCUUUCACAACUGUGCACUAAUAUUUCCAUAUUCUGUCACACCCAUGCCACACAGUCCUAAACACAUUUAUUCAGACAUUACAGUUGUGUCUCUCUGUUCCAUAUGACUGCAGCCUUCAUGAAUAAGGAUCAUAGAUUUGCUGCAGGGUAUAAUCAUGGUGCUGUUCACAACUUUUCGUUUGCUGCAUGAGCAUUUCUGCACUGGCUUAGCACAGAAAUAGUUUUAAAAAACAGCAGUAGACAAGCACUGAAAGAGCACUGCAGUAUUGUAGUUGCACAGCUGAUGAGGACACUGAACCAUUUUUUAAAUUACAUUUAAAGAAAAUGUUCCCAAUAUUUUGCAGACAUGGAGUGGAGCAGGUGGGCACGGGGUCACUUGGCAUUAAUGAGAUUUCAGACAACAAUCAGUUGGUUCCAUGAAGCAGUUAUGCUGAGAAGCUACAAGGAAGUUGUUUGAACUCUGUGCAACAAACUGAUAAUAACUGUGGCAAAAGGAUUCUCGCUUGCACAAUGGAACUUCCCCCUUCCCGCCCCAUGUGUGUCCCAUGUCCUCCCCAAAUCUGCUCCAGUUGGGCAGUUGGGGAACCCCCAGAACAGGCUUAAGGGUAGGAGGGAAAAGGAAGGGGGGGUCCCAUUGCUCAUGUGAGAAUCCUUGUGUUGACAGGAUAUUACUUAGCAUUCCAGUGAAUCCAAGCCUGGACAUUUAUUUUGCUAAAAAAUUGAUUGUUUGGAAAGGACUAGAGACAAAAAUGAGAAACUCUGGGUGGUUAAAGUACAGCAUACUGUGAGCAUCCUUCCAUGUCAUCUGUAGCACAGUAAGAUGUGGCUGGCAAACUAGCCUUUAGAGGUUAGUUUUUAAAGUAAAUGUCAAAUGGUCUAUCUUUGCCUUAUCCCUGUUUUAGGAAUGAAGGUAGUUGACACAGACUUAUUGCUUGAACAGAGGCUGCUCAGUCUCCUGGGGCUAUAUGUGCAUAGGAUCCACUUUAUAAAGGUGAUGCCAGUGAAAAAGCUGGCUUCUCUGGCUAACAUACACUGACCUUUCUGGAAAUCCUGUCCCUGGGGUUCUGGCAAACCGAGUGGGGGGGGGUCAAGAUUUUGGAAUGAGAGAAGUAGCAAUACAACACUCUUUAUUUCCACCAAUUCUUUCUGAGAAUCUGAGGCUGGCUUCCAGCAGGGCAUUUCAGUUAGGUCCUCGUCCUACGUGUGCCCAAGUCAUGCUAUUAUUGUCCAAGAUGCAUUGUGGGUGAAAAAGAACACUGUAUGAUUGAAAUACCUCAGGAGUUAGUUUACUGUUUGCCUCUGUGUUUUACAUUGUUUCUAUUUAUUUCUACUAAAAAUGUUGCAUGGAGAAAAAUAAUCUGAUGGAAUUAAACCAGCCAGUCGGUGGAAAAUAUUUUAUGGUGCAGUCUUGAUUCAUCACAAUCACUGGGGCCUUGAGCUGCAUCCUUGGAAUAUUUAUAUAUAUGGAGCCCAUUUCUGGCAAGCUGCCAUUUUGGGAGUCAGAACUCUGUUAUUUUGUCCUUUUUAAUAUUCAGUUCUUUUGUUUUGUUUCAUGUGAGAGUAGGCCUUCAAAAAGAACAGGUUAGUGAAAGAGCACAUGUUUUCUAAAAUGCUAUGUACCCCAUGAGCCUUUGUUCCAUCAAAAUUUCUUCAAAGGUUUGAGAAUUUAGGGAAAGUGUAGUGUGCACCCAAGUGUGUAUGUGUGCAUAUGUGUCAGAGAGAGAGAGAGAAACACCAAGUUGUGUGUAACCUUUUCUUCCCAUUUCCCCAAACAUAUGUUCAUGUGCACCCCAUUUCCCCUAGAUUUCAGUUAAACCACUUUAUCAGCCUCUACUGCUUGGCCCAGUUCAGAUAUCUGGACACACGGUAAUGCCUUUCACAUGUUGGUGGGCUAGGCACAGUCUCAGGAAUCCAUGCAUCAUGUGCACAAUUCGCCCGACUCACACAAGAGGCCAUUUGCUGCAGGCCGCACAUGUUCCUAGCGCCCAAGCCCAGCUCCCAGCUUAUGAAAGACACUUCCAAGACCCUGAGAGGCUCAACAAGGUCCCUGUUUUGGCAUUGAAGCAGAAUUGUCUGCAUCGCACAUCAUUUUUAUCUGAGAUUUUCAGGUGGGGGUGGUCAGAAAUAGCUGGAUAUACCGUCGUCUGUGUGUUGAGAGGGUGUGCAUCGUUGCUCCAAAAUUGUCAUCUAGAUGAAAAUAUUUUAAAAUGAAGACUUCAGGAAUUUCUGCCAAUUUUCCAUGUGAAACAUAAGAUUUUGGCAGGGAGAGUAAAGCCCACUGUAGCUGCGAGUGGUAUAUGUGUCCUUUUAUUUAUUUCUAAGCAUCUCUACUUUGCUCUUCUCUUUGAAUAAUUAGUAUUUCCCUUAGGAGUCAGGUCUUCUCUAUUAAAAUGCCCACAAAUUCUCAAAUGAAGCCAAAUGCGGAACAGUCACUAGAGAACAAGAACUUCUGGGCCUUUCCAUACACUACCCUAUCCUUCCAUCUGUGAGCUCUGCUUUUGUCCCUGCCUCCUCCAUUUUCCUUUCUUUUGUCCCUGACAACUCAGGGACAACUUGUGCAUUUGGAUCCCAUUUCAGGAACUAGGAGUGUUGUCCCAGACCCUGUAAUACAACUUUCUACAGUGUUUUCACACUUGUGCUGAUCCUUGUCAGCUACCAUCCACUCUUUGAAAUGCCUUGCCCCCCCAGUUUUAUGCUUCAGGGUCAACCCAGGAAGCCCCAUUUAGCUGAGCCCUAUUUUCAUUUGCAUACCUGCCUUAUACUUAUGAGACAAGUGAGCCAUUAACCUAAAUGCAGCUUGAAGGAAGAGUUCUACUCUGCUUCAUUCUGACUGUCACAUUCCUUACUGGCAGAGAGAACUAUACCUACUCCCUCUGCUAAAUGGAAACUAUGAAUACCAGAGCAAAGUCGUGGGAUGGCACCAGUUCAGAAAAGACUCCAAGCUGGCAACUUCUCCACUUUUGUCAUUUCUGUGGAAUGGCUCUGUCCUGUGCAGACCUCACCCUUGUCUGCUGAAUAGUGCUGAUAACUGAGCCGUGGGUUGCAAGCCAAGGGUGGGGAUGUGGUAUCCACACAGACAGAUUGGGCAGUGCUGUGAAAGUAGAGCAGCAGGGAUAUACACAUGCACACACACACCAUUAUUUUGAAUUAAUGGGCACUGCUUGUUCGGCCUCAGAGCAGCAAUGACAUUCUGGCUUUUGUCUCUUUCAUCACCGACUUCAUCAGAGUUGCCAAGCUUGGAGAAAUCAGUCUUGCUUCCCAAAUACCAUCUGUUGUUGCUUGGUUGCUUUUUUUUUUUUUUACCUCCAAGUGCCUUCUUGGAAACAGGGCUGGGAGCCAGUUCUGCAAGUAGACCUGUCUUUUUCUUUCUUUUUAAUCAAAGUCAGGCUUGAACUCUACUGCUUUCUGGUGAAUUUUCACUUCCCUGCAUGUCUUUCUAUGCAUGAAAUUGUUAUACCAAUCCUCAGCUGCUUUCCAGAAAUAAUAAAAUGAUUAGUUUGGAAUUUUAGAUCAGAAGAAAUGUAGUGGCACCUGGUGCCUAUUUUUCUGGAUUAUUUUUGUGUGUGUGUGUGUGUCCCAGAAAGCAGCAUAUAUUAAGUCUAUUGGUGCCUUUAAAAAGUUCACAGCUGUAGCCUUCCCACCUCACCAUGUCAGAAAUUAUUUACAAUUGCAUACUGAAGGAUAUAUCGGCAAAUACUGGUGAAUUAUUAUUUAGUUCUAUCACUUUCUUAACCUUUGUACUUUUCUAAGGUGUUUACUAAUGGUAUGCAAUCAGGGAGCAUGCUGUCAGUCUGUUUUUGGAAACACGGGUUCCAAACGAUUGCCCAGGCUGCAGGCAUUGUUUCAACCAAGUUGGCAGCUUGGCACACUCAGAUGACCAUACCAGGCCUUGAUGAGAGUAGCACAAAGAAUCAUGAGAGCUUCUCCCUCACAUUUAGUAGACCUACAAUAAUGUUUACAGUGAACGAGAGCUGUGCCUAUUGGUGGUCAUUGCUGUGGCAGGCAGGUGCCACCUUGGGUUCCUGUGGGGAAUUUCCCCCUUUCAGUGUGCUGCUACUUCUGUGCCUGAAGCAUGAUAAUAUUCUCUUUCUAUUUCCAAGCUCUGAUAAGGAGUGCAGUGUCUUUCCUAGGAGGGAUUAAUGUGAGAAAUGUAGGGAUCCAGCAGGAACACCAGACAGCAGAUAGAGGACACUUUGGAGCUAGUGUGGUCAGAUUCUCCCAAAUGUCUUCAGGAUAUCACUGCUGCUGAGCAAGCGACACUCCCCAAGCUACCAAACACAGCACAUGUGGUCUACCUCAGCACUAGGACUCUGCAGACUCACCAAGCGACGCCGUGCUGCUUUAAGCAAGGGAGGGUGAAAGAACAAUUUGAGAGCCCUUUAAAAUACAUUGAAUAAGCCCCUACUUGGAGGGGAAGCUUUUCUAACCUUUGUCCCUUGUGGAGCCAUGGGUACAUUAUGCAUCUAAUAGAUGCUCUGUCCUCCUGCCUAAUGUAAAUAUGGGCAUUCUCACUAGCCAUGGGAAUGACUGUUUACACUGAGUUCGGACCUUUGGUAAGUGGUGUGUCGAAGUGUCUAUUGAAGAGUAGCACCUGGCCACUCCUGGGAACUUGCAGGGAUCAAAGCAAGGCCUGAAGACACAGAGCUGCAAAAUAGCCGUGCCUCCUGUGCUGAUACCCCCACUGGAAACUCGUGCCCAGUUUCUAGUGAAAUGGAUGUGCAAAACUGUUUUUAUUUCCACCUUUUAAAGCCUAUGUGUUAAAGUUUGUAUAAGAGACUUCAUUAACUCUUCAAAUGUUAGUAGAAAUAUAAAUAAACAUAGUCCUCCUUCGCAGCGUGGUUGAUAUCUGACAGCAUCAGUGCAUCAAGUUCCUAUCAUGGGAAAGCAAAUAUGUUCACCAUCUAGCCAUUCCCUCUGGCUGUGAAUGUUAUUAGCCCUUGUUCUGUUAAUGAAACGUGUUCUAGUUUGGCCUGCUUUCUGAAUGCAUUUUUUAUCAGCCUUUCUCUACUGAAGUUGAUGCAGAAAUCUAAUAAAAAUAAUAAUCUGAAA
Podarcis muralis (Common wall lizard) is the source of this 6967-nucleotide messenger RNA. RefSeq names its product tetraspanin 2 (gene TSPAN2). Gene Ontology annotation, cellular component: plasma membrane. The record is from RefSeq and is a predicted model, not a curated record. NCBI's taxonomy places the organism in Eukaryota, Metazoa, Chordata, Lepidosauria, Squamata, Lacertidae.